UUUAUAUUCGCUAUAUAUAGCCUUAACAUAACUCCAUCAUAUAUAUAUUACCCUCAUCAUAUUGAUUUCUUUGUUCGUCUUACUAUCAAGUAUCACACCGUAGCACUUGUUCUCCAAAUUUCUCCAUGGCUUCAUUGCAGGUCGCUAGCCCACAGGCGGAAGAGGUGAGCAGCGAUGCAGAAGAGCAGACAGUGAUGACGCCACCCGCGCAAAAUUUCGACAUCGAAAAAACUGUUCACGUCAUCGACGACGACGACAUAGAACAAGUAGAAGACGACGACGACAUAGAAAUCAUUCCGCGGCGUGACGAAGGAAAACAAGUGGAGGAUCUCGAGGAUGCAACUGAUGAAGAAGAAGAGGAUAUUGUUGGAGGGAAGCCAGCGGCUCAAUUUGAUGACGAUGACGACGAAGAUUACGAAGAACCUGCCGGAAAAGGCAUCCGAAGCCGUCGCUUCCCCGACGAAGAUGAAGAUGAGGAAUGAAGAGAGAAAGUAGCGUUGCAUGCAUGGCUACAUGGAGCCGAGUGAUGAACCCAGAAACGCAAAAUAAUUAUGCAGUGAUCCCUAUAUUUGAUAUUUGAUCAUGGUUUGAUAUAUUAAUUAAUUUUCUGUACUAGAGUAUUAUAUAAUAGAUUGUUUGUGUUUCAGUA
This is a messenger RNA of Daucus carota subsp. sativus, 649 nucleotides long. RefSeq lists its product as uncharacterized. The transcript has 2 exons. The record is from RefSeq and is a predicted model, not a curated record. NCBI's taxonomy places the organism in Eukaryota, Viridiplantae, Streptophyta, Magnoliopsida, Apiales, Apiaceae. Bases 126 to 482 code for a protein of 118 amino acids.